UCGAAACCGUUUAAAUACGGUAGUUGAGCCUCUUUCCAACUUGUUGCUCUUUCUCUUACUUGUUUCUUGGAUCUCUUUUCUCUCACUCAGAUCAGAUCCCUCCAAGCAAGUGAGCUAUGGCCGACCAAACAAACUACCCCAGCAUCAGUCAAAAGUCCGCAGGCCAGUUCCAUCUCAGUUCCAUCCUCUCACAAGAUCUCCACGCUCGAAACCAGAACUUUUCCAGACCCCCCAAAUUUAAUAGACGCUACAUCAAUGGAGGACUCCACAAUCCUUCUCUAUUUCAAGGCUCUGUAAUGCAAACUUCCUCCCCAGUCUUUGCUUUUGCCCCCUCAGAGAAAGGAUUCAAGAACUUCGUCAUUGAUUUCUUCAUGGGUGGAGUUUCUGCUGCGGUUUCAAAAACUGCUGCUGCUCCGAUUGAGCGUGUGAAGUUGCUGAUACAAAAUCAGGAUGAGAUGAUUAAGGCUGGAAGAUUGUCGGAGCCUUAUAAAGGGAUUGGUGAUUGCUUUGCUCGUACGAUGAAGGAUGAAGGACUGGGGUCUCUUUGGAGAGGAAACACUGCGAAUGUUAUCCGUUAUUUCCCAACUCAGGCGUUAAACUUUGCAUUUAAGGACUACUUUAAGAGGAUGUUCAACUUCAAGAAGGACAGAGAUGGCUACUGGAAAUGGUUUGCGGGUAACUUAGCAUCAGGUGGAGCAGCUGGUGCUUCUUCACUAACUUUUGUUUACUCUCUGGAUUAUGCACGUACUCGUUUAGCUAACGAUGCUAAGGCAUCGAAAGGGGGUGGUGAAAGACAAUUUAAUGGUCUUAUUGAUGUCUAUAGAAAGACUUUGAAAUCUGAUGGUAUUGCUGGACUCUACCGUGGAUUUAACAUUUCUUGCAUUGGAAUCAUAGUUUAUCGUGGGCUGUAUUUUGGAAUGUAUGAUUCUUUGAAGCCAGUGCUCCUUACAGGAAAAAUGCAGGAUAGUUUUUGGGCUAGCUUUGCCCUAGGAUGGGUGAUCACCAACGGUGCCGGACUUGCAUCCUAUCCUAUUGACACAGUUCGAAGAAGAAUGAUGAUGACCUCUGGAGAAGCAGUGAAGUACAAGAGCUCAAUGGACGCUUUCAGUCAAAUUCUAAAGAACGAGGGAGCGAAAUCUCUGUUCAAGGGAGCUGGUGCCAAUAUUCUCCGUGCUGUUGCAGGUGCCGGUGUGCUUGCUGGUUAUGACAAGUUGCAGAUGAUUGUGUUCGGCAAGAAGUAUGGUUCUGGUGGUGCUUAAGGACUUUGAUAGAUGGCGAUGAGAAAGAUUUUUUCCUUGACGAGUGUUUUAAUAUUUAAAUAAUUUCUGCUUAAUGGAGUAUUCUCCAGCAAAUUUUGUUUGCAGUGUCCAUAUCCAAAGUCAUAAGUAUUUGGUUGAGUUUUAUAUACUCAUUGAUUUAAAUUUAUUGAAAUGAGAUUAUCGGAAGUUUUUUUC
Asparagus officinalis (garden asparagus) is the source of this 1454-nucleotide messenger RNA. RefSeq names its product ADP,ATP carrier protein 1, mitochondrial. NCBI's taxonomy places the organism in Eukaryota, Viridiplantae, Streptophyta, Magnoliopsida, Asparagales, Asparagaceae. Gene Ontology annotation, cellular component: mitochondrial inner membrane. Bases 117 to 1259 code for a protein of 380 amino acids. Gene Ontology annotation, molecular function: ATP:ADP antiporter activity. The transcript is spliced from 4 exons. The record is from RefSeq and is a predicted model, not a curated record. Gene Ontology annotation, biological process: mitochondrial ATP transmembrane transport; mitochondrial ADP transmembrane transport.